Falco peregrinus (peregrine falcon) is the source of this 7002-nucleotide messenger RNA. RefSeq names its product POU class 2 homeobox associating factor 2 (gene POU2AF2). The record is from RefSeq and is a predicted model, not a curated record. The transcript has 4 exons. Gene Ontology annotation, molecular function: POU domain binding; DNA binding. NCBI's taxonomy places the organism in Eukaryota, Metazoa, Chordata, Aves, Falconiformes, Falconidae. The coding region runs from base 5969 to 6868 and encodes 299 amino acids.
CGGCGCCGCCUCACCGGGGUUCCUGGGCGCUCGGGGCUGAGGCGCCGGCGGGACUGGGGCGCCUUUGGGACGGCGGAGCCCCUCUCCCGGGAGCCGGGACCACCCUGGUGGCGGAGGGGCCACACCUGGCGGCAGUGGAGCGUGAAGGCCGGCACAGGCCGCAGCAGUUCUCUCCGGUGCGUUCAGAACGUGUUCCCCGGCCGAGGGUGAGGGUCCGCUGCCGGCUGCAGCCGCUGCUCGGCGCCACGUAGGCCCCUUGCUCAGGCAGGAGAAGGCAGGUUGAAAGGAAAAUCUGAAUAAAACAAAUACGCAUUGAGCAUUACAUCUGCUUUUCCAGGCUUCUGUAACACAGGAGAGACACGAUCCUCAGGAAUUUUGCUUUGGCACAGGUAAAGGCCAUGCUAAAACCAAAGAGAUGUACUAAAUGUGCCACAAAAUGUGGGUUGAAUGUGCCAGCACACAAUCUGCAGCUCCUGCCACACACACCGGCUCUCCUCUCUGAUGGGAAUGGAAAGCACAUGACCAAAUUCACUAAAUUACAGAGAAAAUCGGGGUCUGAUGCUUUUUCAAAUGAAAACAUAGUAUAAGAUUUAUCUCUCACCUAAAGGAAGGCUGGCUGAGUGUUUAGUUUAUCUCUGUAUUCUGCAGGAUCUGUUGUUUUCAACAUCAUUAUUUUCUGAUCAGUACAGAAAACCCCUGGACCGGCUAGAAAGUGCAAAGCUAUUGGCUUGGAUGGGGCCGGGAUUCAGCUCGUCUAUUCUAACCAAAGUAUAUAAAUAUCCAGCACGGAAGACAGAGCUAUCCGGGAAGCCUGCCAGGAGGCAGGUGGCAAGCAAAACCUGUUGGUGGGACUUGACACCUGCCCAGGCUCUCCCAACUUGCCUGGCACUCCCUGCCCAUUCCAUCACCUGUCUGCUGAACCCAAGGCACCUGCGGCUACCAGGACGGGGUGUCCAGGAACGGCCAGGACACAAUAAGACUUGUUUUACACAAGAGAAAGUACAUACAUGGUGAAAGACUGUAUACGGGAGCUUGAGUCUUCCAUGAGCUUGAUUGUGUCAUGUCCUCUUGGUCCUGAGCUUUGUGUCUGAGCUGGCAGAACACCCAAGUCAUUCUGGAAAUUAAGAAUACUAGGAAUGAAUAAUGAACUAUGCACAAUUUAUAUAAAGAACAAAGUGCCCGCGCUUUCGUUUGUCCAAGAGUUGACAAACAUUCAGAGACCCUCAUUACUGACUUUGAGGAUGCACUAAAUUCUUGAAUUGGUGACGUAAAGAAUGUACUAAUUAUCUUUAAAAAGACACCUGGUCCUAAUGAUAUGAAGAAAUUGUGUGGAAUAGGGACAGUAAGUUAAGUGUAAAUAUAUUUACUCAAAGAAUGUAGGUAUAGUAAUUAGGUCAUGUAACUAUAUAGUUUAUGAAAGGAGUCUGUUUCUCUUUCUUUAACUUUCUCUAACAAGGGGCCUGUUUAUAAGUUAUCUAGAGGGAGCGACUGAAAGAAACAAGAAUAAGAAACAGAUGGUCGACAAGGACAUAAAUUAGCUCAGACCGAUAAGAACACUGCAAACUUACAAGACCACCACAUUCCAGGCAAAGGGUGAAAAGUACACCAUGAGGAACACCUACGGCCUUCCUCCCAAAGACCACUGCCCAUGUCCCAGAGACCCCUGCCCACAAUUCUUGGAAGAAUUUGCACAAGCAAAGGACUGAUAAGCUAAUUAACAUACGAAGUGAGAGUAGGCAGGUUUAGGUAGUGAAUAUGUAUAGGCGUUAAUUGAGUAUUCAUUGUUUUAUUGUAUGAAUGUGAGAUAAUUCGUCACUUCAGGUGUGCAUGACUUUGGUGGAGCAAUCCCCCCAUGCACCCAGCGCUGCCGAAUAAAGAUAACCUCCACUCUUGAAAAUUGGUGACUGAUUCUUUAAAUCAGGAAUUACAAAGGAUGCUAUUUCAGCUCUGCAUUCCCCACUUGCCUUAAUGGCCUGAGCAGAUGCAGGCUUUCCCAGCUGCUGCUCUCUGUAUUUUAUUUUUCUUCUGAAGGAAAAGAAUAAUUACACUUAAAAAACUAUAGCCUUCCCCAGGAAGGCAGUUCAUAUGACAGGCCAAAUUAACCUCUGGGCCAAUGCUGGGGAAAGGACGUGGAAUUACAGAGAGGGACAGACCUUACCUAAUAGACCCGCAAGCUGGCAGCAGACUCCACAAGAGGAGAAAUAUUUAAUUAUGAGGAACAUAUUGGCGCCAGUCUUGUCCUGCUCAUGUAAGACGAGCACAGCAAUGCUGUGCACCAGCCCACUCUACUUGUACCAAAAAGCUCUCGAGAGUGUCUGCCUCAUCACAGCCUGUCCUCACCAUAUUGAUGGGUUGUGCUAGCCACCUUGCGGGGGAAAUGGCACUCUUCCAGCAAGCGUGGAUAUGUUUCAGAACUACGAUACGAGCGACGGUGCUUAAAGAAGAAUUUAAAGGCUUUAUGCUGCUUCUUGGUUCAGAUGUUGCAGAAACAGACUUGCUACCGUUUGGAGGCUGGGAAGAGAGGAAUGACUAUAGCUAACCUGGCCCAGGGUCCCUUGAAUCGGACUCCAGCAGCAGCGUAAGAACAGUUCCUUUCCUGGCUGCUGCUUCCCCUCCUGGCUGCUCAACUGGAGACCAACCUUAGACCUUCAGAAAGAGGACCUCUUGCUUGAUAACAGAGAGCCAAACUCCAAACCAUGCUCCCUGCCCCAGGAGCGCACGUGCGGGUUUGCUAAAGGAUGCUCCUGCCAGUCCCACGAGCAUGCUGUCCAUGGCUGAGUGUUACCCCUCUUCCCACAGAUGCUAGCGGAUGCCAUGCAAAGCCUCACAGGGCUCACAGCGUCCAGAUAUCCAGUGUGAAUUGUGUAAUGCACAAGCUAGCCGGUGGGAUCCCAGAGAGACACUACUACUCCGAGUAAGGUCUCCUGUGUGCAUCUUCCACAGCACAUAGGUAUCUCACACUACACACAAGAAGAUGCUCUUGUCCCAAGCCUUGUUUUUCCAGCCAGGUUCCUCACCUGUAAGGAGAUGGCUCAUCACUGCAAGACUUACCAGCCUUUCACUGGAACUCAAGAUUCUUCUGUCAGUAAACCGCAGUUUUCAUCCAUGAAAUGUCAGCUCAGACAGGAAAGAGAGUCUUUGGGAAAUGAUCCACACUGACCAUGCAAAUUGGAGUGAAACACACAUCAAGAGAUUUGCAUUUAAGCAAAUCCCAAACAAGGUAUCAUGGAGACAUCACUAAAUUGCAGAAAACGUAUUUCCAUCAGGCUCAGCUGGAACUUUACCAGUGGAGUAUGAGCACAGACCUCACUCUGUGCUGGGAAGCUCAUGACGGAUGGCCCUUCUCCAAAGUCCUGCAGAAUCUGAGAGCUGGGACUUGUCAGCAGUGACAACAAUGGAAACAGGUGAGUUCCAGCACCUUGACUUUUCUCACCAUAAAGAUGCAUCAUCUUGGAAAUACUAGGGAAAGAACAUACUGUGCUAUCCUUGAGCUCAUAUUUUAAGAAAAAAAAGUCAGAAGAAUCAUCUAAAAUCAACAUGUGGCAUCUUUAAUGUCCCAAGAAUUUAGUAGUAUCUAUUAGCAUGUUCCACCUUCUCUAGACUGAAUUUAUAUUCCUUCACAAUGCAAUUUUCCCAAAAGGCAGUUAGACUAAAGUGAUGUGAAAUAUGAUUUCAUUUGCUUGAAAAUUAUAUAAACUUAGGCCUAAAUUAGCAUUCCCUUCUCUGAUGCUGCCAAUAGCGAAGUUAUGUGGAGUUGCAACAGCUCAGCAUCAGAUCCUGCUGAAUAACUCGCUGAAAGCAACAGGUUUGGUUACGUGAGGCUGGACGGCUAAGUUAAAGCCAGGGUUAGAGGACAGAGCUGUUACAUCACAUACUUUUAAGAAUUUGAGCAGAGGGCUAACUGUGGGUAUAUGAGUGAAGUCACUUCAAUAGCACAGCACCCGCGUGUAAAAGUGAGAAGGUGUGGAAGUGUUUUUCUUUACGUCUUUAGACCAUAGUAAAGAGGUCAGGAAAACAGGACGGCAGAAGUGCAGAGCAUCAGACACUUGCUAGAAAUGGUCACGGAGAAGCAAGGUCAGUUAAUACAAGAGAGGUUGUAAGACUUGGCAAUAUCAAACUACAGAAUAAAAGAAUAAAAGCUGCUCACAGCUUUUCCAGCGACACUAUUGUAGAAAUAUCCCCAUUCUGAAAAUUAAACAUGACUGCCUCCUUGGCAUCAGUCCUUCUCCAGAAAUUCUGUUCUGAAUCAAAGCCUGGAUGCAGCUAGCAAAGGCUGCACAAGUUAUCACAGGUAUCAAACCAUACUGGAGCUCAAUGAACUAUGCUGUACGGUUCAGUUUUCUAUCAAACAGCAACGCUGUUACCUCUAAAGGAAUUCUCAUGCAAAGAUGUGAAGUUUUCAACGCAGAAAUGUAGCUGUUUCUGACACUUACACCGGCUCUACCGCAGCUUUUGAGCUCCAGCUACAUGUGCACGCUGGGUGCCCAUGCUUCCAACUGCUCUCAGUAAAACAGUCCUGAGAAGGCACUACGGGAGGGAGAUUUCUUCCUUGAGCCAUGGAAAUGAGAGCCUCACUGUACAGAUUCUUCUCAGGUGCAAGAACUGAUAUCCAUUUCUGUCUCUGUCCUGGCUCGUCCACAGAUACUCGCUAGUUGGUAUUCAGAGUCAGCAUUCACCUCUAUUUUGAUCAUAAGAUUUUUGGGGUACUGCCUCUUGCAAUGCUUGCCUUGUGCCCAGUCUUGGCUGAAGUCUCUCCGAUUGCUACUCAAACACCAAAACCAAGUUGCAGUUGCCCAAAAUUGCAAUUGCUGUGGCCCAACAGAAAACGUUUGGGGUAACCCUAAGCCAGCACCGAGAUUCUGUGUUGUUCAGAUCCUCUCCUCUUCCCUUUCUAAUCUCUGCACAUGUAUGUGCACCUGGGGACACAAUGCCACAUGCAUGAAAGCGAUAAAUGGAGCCAAAUGACACAUCCUGAAAAGCAAAAGGGCAAAAUGAUAAAUCACAAUUUCAGAGAUCAAACACAUCAGCUGUAGAAUGGCCGUUUGUGUUCUCUCAGGAGAGCACGGCUGAGUGUUUUCCAAGGGAUUAGCUUCAAAGUUACCUUUUUCUCUGGCAGGUUGCAAUGAAAGCCCGCAUGGAUGCUCCUCCCUGGUGCCACAGGUGCAAGCUCUCUGUUCUGGCAGGAUAAAAGAGCUGUCCCUGGUAUUGUACCUCAUGCCUCUGUGCCCUCACUUGUGCCAAAACGCCUGUACACAAGGCAGAUCUCGCAAAGCUUUAUCUGGGCAGAUGAAGAGGACAGAUGCCUCACACCAAAAGUCACACAGACCCAACGGACAGGUUGUGCUUUAUUCCAGGCAGGUCAAGAUAAAGAGAGCCAGGCUUGCCAUCAGCCUCUUGGGUGACUGUACCCCUUUUUGUGCUUUCCUCAACCUUGAUAAAGCAGAGUCCCCAAGUACCUGUCUGUAUUUGCUGUUGAUACAAAGCAGACUGAGCAGUCAGCUCCUUUUCCUUUCCAGAUCUGCACUGUGAUUCACAUCACCAUUCAGAGGAGCUGCACCAGCUGUCCAGGGUAUUUCCACCUUUGCUACGCUGCGAUCAAAGCUCACAGAGCUACGUGCUGAAAGCCAGCAACUCCAGCAGGGCAAGGAGGGGCUAAACCACAGCAGCUCUGCUGAAAGCAAUAGGGGCUGUAUGGUUAAACCAAAUGUUGCUGGCCCAAAAGGGAAAUGUAGGAUCCCCCAAAACCAUCUGGCAGCAAGGGAGCUGCAGGGAAACCACUUGGCACCCAGUACUGAAAUACAGGGUAGGGCACCUCGGUCUUUGCUUUCUGCAAAUGAGCAGCCCUUGCUGUUGGGCUCCCAAGGGAUGAUUUUGUAUUAACAACAGCAGUCUUAUAUGCUUCCUUCCUAACUUGGUGGACAGAGACGAUCGAUUCGCUUCUUCCACAACAACCUCUUCCAGCUGCUCUAUGCAUUCACUGAACUCCUCUAAUGCUGGUUUCAUUCCCUCAGUCCCUACAGAUUUUGGCAAACGGGUGUACCAAGGAGUGCGAGUGAAACACACAGUCAAAGAUCUUCUUGCUGAAAAACGAUCCAGGCAGAGCAGUGGCUCCCGCUUCAGUGGCAGCACCAGCACACCGCAGUCACCGUUUGUCCAAAUGCCAGGCUUACCUACCAUGGCUGGCUACUGUGGCGUCAGGAGAUCCUUCACAACUGAGUUGGAUUUCCACAACACAAAGCAGUUUGUCAGCGAUGUCUGCUUGUCCCCUCUAGGGUCCAAGCCUUUCUCGUGCGAUUCCUCUGCCACUCAGGGCUACCCGGCACUUCUGGACCCGUAUCUCACCGACCAAUACGGGGAUUACCGUGCUACUCCCCUCACAGCUGGUACCAGCUCCUUCUUCAGCCCUUCUGUGCCCCCUCUCCUGCCAUCCUUCCCUAAUGACACAGCGCACUUCCUACUAAGGGAGCCCUGGGAGCAGACCUCACCCGACAGCUUCAACUUCAACCAGCCGGAUGGGGUGUGCUCAGACCCUCUGCAAGCACUGCCUGCUAGCGCCAGCUGCCUCUCCUCACACGAGUCCGGAGGCGUUUCUCCAUACCGAAGCUCAGGUUGGACCCCAGCCAUCCCCGGAGCCCAGCCCUACCCUCUGCAUCCCCUUGAAGAUGUCCACUACACCCCCAGCUACGCUGCCACCUCACCCUACUCCUUCCCACCCUUCAUUUCUGUGGCAAACGAGCUUACCUCCAGGAUGAGCCACCUCACGGCAGAGCAGUCCUCGGAGACACCACCCCUUCAUGAUAACUCUGCCUGGGCAAAAGAGGAUGGAAGUCCCAUCUGGGGGACUUACGAAGGCCGGAGAACUUACUGAUAAGAGGUAAUAGCCGGAGGAAAAGAAAAAUGGACCAUUACUGCAGCAAAUUAAUUACUUGCACGCUUUUUCCUACAGCUGGUCCUUCAAACAGAGGAUGCUAACAACAUGCAAUGCUUUAUGCUCUGGUUAGA